UCCCCUUUUCCCGACGCAUUUUGAGGGAUUUCCCGACGCCACGUCACUGCGUCGGGAAAUCCCCUUUAAAUUCGUUUCAGUUCUGUAUUCACAGAACCGAAACCGAGAGGAGGAGAAAAAGAAAGGAGAAGAAGAAGAAGUCGCCGCCGUGCAUAAUCCUUUUGUUCCGCCGCCGUCCGUCGCCGACCGCCCUCGCCGUUGUUCCUCGUCGCCGUCUGCCACUUUAGUUAUGGAUAAGGGUUGGAUGAAACUUAGAAAUAAGUUAUCCCUUGAGUAUAGACAUGGAGUGACCCAAUUUUUAGAAUUUGCCAAAUUUCACGUUGAUGCUUACGGACGAUUGAGGUGUCCAUGCAAGAGAUGUUUGAAUUUAAAUUGGAGCUCAUUAGAGGGUGUGGAAAGACAUCUGCUGACUAUAGGAAUAUCCCCCUACUACACAGAAUGGGUGUAUCAUGGAGAGUCAUUAAGCUAUAGAGGUACAGAAAACUUUGAGGAAGGAACUAGUAGUAAUCCUUUUAAUGAAGGAACUAGUAGUACACAAUUUAAUGAAGAAGGUGAUAUCUUUGGUAUGCUAAAUGAUUUACAAGCCCCUAUUGAACAUGAAGAGGAAAUAGAGGAAUUUCGUUUGGAAGAUGAAAUGGCGAUGAAUGUUGGGGUAAGUAUAGAUGAAGAUACAACAAAUAAUAUAUUUCAGAACUUAUUGAAUCAAGCACGUAAUGAGUUGUACCCCGGUUGUUCUGAAUUUUCGUCGUUGAAUUUUUUGGUUAAGUUGAUGCAUGUGAAAGUUCUAAAUGGUUGGAGUAACAAGUCGUUCGACAUGUUGUUAGAACUUUUAAGAGCAGCGUUUCCAAUGUGUAAUAGUACUAUUCCUAGUUCAUUUUAUGAAGCAAAACGAAAACUUCGUGACUUGGGCUUGGGAUACGAGAUUAUUCACGCGUGA
This is a messenger RNA of Cucumis melo (muskmelon), 937 nucleotides long. RefSeq lists its product as uncharacterized. Bases 230 to 937 code for a protein of 235 amino acids. NCBI's taxonomy places the organism in Eukaryota, Viridiplantae, Streptophyta, Magnoliopsida, Cucurbitales, Cucurbitaceae. The transcript has 2 exons. The record is from RefSeq and is a predicted model, not a curated record.